Messenger RNA from Scatophagus argus, 1068 nucleotides. RefSeq names its product tumor protein, translationally-controlled 1 (gene tpt1). The record is from RefSeq and is a predicted model, not a curated record. Bases 128 to 640 code for a protein of 170 amino acids. The transcript has 6 exons. Lineage: Eukaryota; Metazoa; Chordata; Actinopteri; Scatophagidae. Gene Ontology annotation, cellular component: cytoplasm. Gene Ontology annotation, molecular function: calcium ion binding.
CGCAGUGACGUCAGCAGGACGUAAAUUCACGGCCUCGCAGCGUUGUCGUUCUUUUUCCUCUCCGGUGCUGUUAGCGCGCCAGCUCUUCUCGUUCUGCCUCUGGAAGAUUUAACACCGAAGCCUCAAAAUGAUCAUCUACAAGUGCGUCAUUAGCAACGACGAAUUCUUCGCGGACACAUUCAAAAUGAAAGAAAGCGAGGACGGGAUAUUCUACGAAGUUGAAGGAAAGACGGUCAUCAGAACAGAAGGGUUUGAUGAGAGUUUAAUUUCGGCCAACGCAUCUGCUGAAGAAGUAACAGAAGGCUGUGAGUCUAGCAGCACAUCUGGUGUAGACAUCGUCCUCAACCACCAUCUGCAGCAGACCAACUUUGAUGUAAAGUCAUACACGACCUACAUCAAAAAAUACAUGAAGGACAUUAGGGCCCACCUGGAAAAGAACAAUCCAGCGAGAGUGGAGCAGUUUAUGGCCAACGCUCAAAAAGCAGUGAAGAUGGUCCUAAAAAACUUCAAGGACUUCGAGUUUUUCACAGGAGAGUCCAUGGACACAGAGGGCUUGGUGGCACUGCUGAACUACCGUGAGGACGGCGUCACACCAUACAUGCUUUUCUUCAAAGACGGUCUGAUGGAGGAGAAAUGUUAACUACCUGGAACUACAUCUGCUUUUCAAUUGGCUGCUGCUUCCCAAAUGACCCCAAGCGCUGACUGAAGGAGCACUAUUUUGCAUCAGGCCUGAAGGAAACAUUUCUUGUACGAUUUCUUACGUGUUCACGUUACGGCCCACAGCACCACCACUGAGGCUGGGUGAAUCAAAUGUAUGGUCCCCGAAAACAGUUUUUAAACUUUUUUUUUUUUGCAGUGUUUCACUUUUCAGCCUGGAUUGGAUUAUUUUCGUGAAAGAAAUUUAAAAUGCGGGACUGAGUGAAGAUCUGACCGAUUGAAAAAUGUCCCCCCCCCCCUGCAUUCUGUUUUAGCAGUGUUGAUGACCUCAGACCUCUGUAUUUUAUGAAAAAUCCAUCUACUAUGAAAAGACUUAUGGUUGAAUUUGAAAAUAAAAUCUAGUGCCACCAA